This is a messenger RNA of Sphaeramia orbicularis (orbiculate cardinalfish), 2439 nucleotides long. RefSeq names its product leucine rich repeat containing 40 (gene lrrc40). Lineage: Eukaryota; Metazoa; Chordata; Actinopteri; Kurtiformes; Apogonidae. The coding region runs from base 58 to 1854 and encodes 598 amino acids. Gene Ontology annotation, cellular component: cytoplasm. The record is from RefSeq and is a predicted model, not a curated record. The transcript is spliced from 15 exons. Gene Ontology annotation, molecular function: protein binding.
GGGCGGGCAGCAUGCCGACAGUUUGGGUGUGGAGGUAAACAGAUCACAGGGUUGACAAUGUCCCGGUUUAAAAAAACGGCUAAGGUGGACUCUCUGGCCGGCUUCAGGACGGAGAAGACAGAACCGGUUGUUCCGAAUGGUCUGAUAAACGCAGCCAGGAAGAGCGGCCAGCUCAACCUGUCCGGCCGCGGGCUGACAGAGGUCCCUCAGAACGUGUAUCGUCUGAACAUCGACACACCAGAGGAGGCACAGCAGAAUGUGUCCUUUGGAGCAUCAGAUAGGUGGUGGGAACAGACUGACCUCACCAAACUGCUGCUCUCAUCCAAUCAGCUUACACAUCUUUCUGAUGACAUUAGACUGCUGCCUGCACUCACAACACUCGAUCUUCAUGACAACCAGCUGAAGAGUUUACCAGGUGCCCUGGGAGAACUGCUCGAGCUUCAGCAACUGAGACUAAGUCAUAACCAGCUAACAUCUGUGCCAGUGGAAGUGUGCACUUUGAAGAACCUCCGCAGCCUCACACUUCAGCAGAACCAGAUGGAAAGUCUGCCAGAGGAACUGGGACAACUGGAGAACCUUACAGAGCUGGACGUAUCCAACAACCAUCUGACAGCCCUGCCCUCCACUCUGGGCCACCUCAGCUGUUUGCAGAAACUGAACCUGAACCACAACAAACUCAGCUCCCUUCCUGACAGCCUGGCUCAGCUCAAAAAUGUUAAGCUGUUGGACUGCAGCAACAACCAGCUGACAGACAUUCCUGUCAGCCUAUCAGAGAUGCUCGCUUUGGAGCAGCUGUAUCUCAGACACAACAAGCUCCGCCUCCUCCCACAGCUACCUGCACCCUCCCUCAAGGAGUUGUAUGUAGGAAAUAACCAGAUUGAGCAGUUAGAGGCGGAGCAGCUGUCAAGCCUCACGGCCAUUUCUCUUCUAGAACUUCGAGACAACAAGAUCAAAAGCCUUCCUGAACAGAUCACCUUAUUGAGUACGCUCACACGCCUCGACCUCACUAAUAAUGACAUCACCACUCUCCCUGCAUCACUCGGCCUGCUGCCCAAUCUGAAGAUGUUACUGUUGGAGGGAAACCCCAUGAGAGGAAUCAGGAGAGACCUGCUCACUAAAGGAACCAAUGAGCUUCUGAAAUAUUUAAGAGGAAGAAUUAAAGAAGAGCCAGACGGUCCAGAUGAAGGACCUACUGCCAUGACACUUCCAAGUCAGGCCAGAGUCAACAUUCAUAACAUUAAAACCCUUAAAUUACUGCAGUUCAGUGAGAAACAGGCAGAUCAGGUUCCAGAUGAAGUGUUUGAUGCUGCUGCAGAUCAAGCUAUUAGUAAUGUUAACUUCAGUAAGAACCGGCUGUCCAACAUCCCUCCCAGAUUGAUGGAGUUCCACUCUUCAGUAUCAGAUAUAAAUCUGGGCUUUAACAGACUGACCUGCUGUUCUCCUGACGUCUGCAAGUUACUGCAGCUGAUGCACAUUGACUUCAGAAAUAAUCAGCUGAGUGAUUUACCAUCUGAAAUGAGGAACUUGACUAAACUACGCUCCAUCAUCCUUAACUACAACAGGUUCAAGACCUUCCCUGACAUCCUCUAUGAGGUCGUUUCUCUGGAAACAGUGUUGCUUGGUAACAAUCAGGUGGGCGGGGUUGACCCUGGUCGUCUUAUAAAGUUAGUUAAUUUGUCAACACUGGACCUAUCGAACAACGACCUGCUGAACAUCCCUCCUGAGCUGGGCCUGUGCACCACCCUCAGGUGUCUCAGUCUGGAGGGGAACCCGUUUCGAACACCCAGAGCUGCCAUCGUGGCCAAAGGGACGGACGCUGUGUUGGAAUACCUCCGCAGCCGGAUCCCCACAUGACCUGACAGACCUGAGACUGAAGCAGCCUCUGUCAACAUGGGAUUCCCUGGAGAUCAAACAUUUGCAUGAAUCUGGUGAUAACAGGGGUGUUGAUUCAGAGAAAUACAUCAAGAUAUGCUGUGAUCCUGGAAGCAGAGUUAUACAUGGUGGUUUUUUAAAAUUCAAUUUUAGUAAAAUUUUCACAGUAUAAAAAAAACCUUGUACUUUUUUUUUUUUUUUUUUUUUUUUUUUAUAAAAUCACAAAGAUGGGAUCUACAUUAAUUUAUACAGAAAAUGAACCACUAUUUGCCACCAACCUUUGUAUGUUAACUGUUCAUUAAAAAUCAACACAGUGUUUUUGAGAAUUGAUUCAGUAUCACAACACAUAUUGUCAUGAUACUCAGAUAUGUUAGUAUUUUCUUACACCCCUAAGUGAUUCACUGCCAUAUUGCUAAUCUCUUGUGUGAUGCACUGUUGGUCAAUAUGUGGCCUUUCAGUUUGUCAUUGCAGCUGCAGAUGGAUUCUCUGACUGUCGAACAGAACUGUCUUAAAUGUGUGACUGAAAUGACAAAGGCAUAAAUCUGAAUAAAGAUAGUAUUAAGUCAA